This is a messenger RNA of Cherax quadricarinatus, 4639 nucleotides long. The record is from RefSeq and is a predicted model, not a curated record. NCBI's taxonomy places the organism in Eukaryota, Metazoa, Arthropoda, Malacostraca, Decapoda, Parastacidae.
GUUCAUUUUAUGUUGGGAGAAGAGGGAGACCCCAGCCAGCAGCAGCAGCAGCAGCAGCAGCCAGCCUGACAUCCUCACCUGCUGAUUAUUACCCACUACACACACUCCACAGCCUUCAUGAGUACACCCUUAUUGUAGGACUCAUCAGCAGCCAAGAUGAUUGAUGUUACUGUGAAAACGUUGGAUUCUCAGAAUCAUCAUUAUUCAGUUCCAGAUGAUAUUACUGUGAAGCAGUUCAAAGAAAGGAUAGCAUCAUCUGUUAACAUCCCAGCUGACAAGCAGAGACUUAUUCACUGUGGACGUGUUUUGCAAGAUGACAAGAGACUCUCCGAUUACAAUGUACAUGAAAAGGUAGUGCAUCUGGUGAUGCGGGCCCCUCCUCAGGCAAACAGUCGAAGUGGCAACGGAGGCGCGAGUUCUUCUGGCACUGGAUCCCCUAAUGGUCACCAUCACCACCACCAUCACCAUCAUCACCACCAUCACCAUCACCGACGUCAACAGCCUCCAGAGGGUGCUCAAGUCCUCCUUGGAUCAUUUGUUGUUCCAGAAGAUAAUGAACCAUUGGUUCCUCCAACACAAGGACCGAGUUCUUCUGGGGUACGUCUGAAUCAAGCUCGAACUAUGCUGGAUCGGGCCUCUGCAGUUCUUGACCAGUUGGACCAAAGACUUCGCUUGGGAGAAGAAACUAUCCCGUCUGCAGAGUCUACACCAGAUAGCGACCAAGCUGCUAGUGUAGCUGAGCCAGUAAGAGAUUCAGGUGUUAUGGAAACUGAUUCUGUUUGUGAAAACAGACCAGAUAAUGCUACACCGGAUGAGAGUGUGACUACAGCAAGAAGUGCAACCAACCCACCUGUUGAGGAGAUGGAAGCACUGUACUCAGAAAUGGAUGCUCUUAAUAAGUAUGUUAUAACAUGGAUUUUAAUUACAUUUUUGUACAAUGCUUUAAUAAUUUAUUAUUUUAAUUUUAUUUUAGAUCCCCGACCAUCAGCAGCAGAAGGUACCAGGCAGAGCAGUAGUACUAGUGCCUCCUCUGUUACUGGCACUGGUAGUAAUGCUGCUGCUCACACUGGUACUACAGCUGAAACAGACAAUGGUAGGAGUGGUUCUGAGGGUCGGGACAGACUCAGUCCUGGUGGUACAGGUGCAGCGACAUCCAGCACAUCAGAUGGAGCAAGUAAUGAUGGAGGGCUAGGAAAUGUACGACUAGAACACCCUCGGUGUGCUGUAAUGGUGGAAGUUUUAGACCAGUACAAUCAAAUACAGCGCCGUCUUGAACCAUACAUGGCUCGCUAUCACCAAGCUAUGGCUAAUGACCCUGUCUACUCUGAUGAGGAUACAGCCUCAUUACAACAAGAGCAGUGGCUUUUGUGGCGGGUAUCAGAGGUACUUCAUUUCGUUUCACAUGCCAUGCAUGCCAUCAGUGAUAUAAUGGUGGACCUCCGGCGUUCACCCCCACGACAAUUAAGGGCUCGGCCAAUUAUAAUUCAGCAACCAGCUCUUGUGCAGGCCCAGAUCAACGUAACAACCAGUUCUGACCCAGCACGAGUGAGUGUGACCGGAAGGAGUGGCGGCCGUCCUAGCACUGCCAGUCCCCCAGCAUCUACCACAAGCUCCACACCUACCACAGCUUCAGCAAAUACAACAACCGCUUCCACCUCAUCCUCAGUGUCUUCGUCAGCUCGGUUUUUCACCAUUCCUGGGCCAGGUGGCACCAGUAUUACUCUACCUGUUUCCUCUGCAUCCUCUUCUGCCACUCCCUCAACAGCAUCUACAAGUUCUAGCUCUAAUACAUCCUCUACUAGUAAUGUGUCUCAAGCUGCAGCAGCACAAGCUCGCAGUUUAGCCUCUCUGUUAAAUUUAGGAUCCAUGCAAGGAUUUCCUAUGGAUGGAGGUGACUUAGUGCUGAUGGAGGUGGGGCCACAUGGAAUCACCAUCGACUCUGUUUCUGCUGAAGGUAGUGGUGCAGGUGGAUCUGCUCCCCCUCCAGAACUCAUUCAGAAUAUAGUUUCCUCAAUUACAAACCAACUGGGCGUCCGCCUUGGUGGUAAUCCACUCUCCACUUCGACUUCAUCACCUUCCUCAACCAAUAACUCCAGCUCUGCCAGUACUGUUUCCUCUGCAUCUGGCCCAGGUGUUCAGAGUACAGGCCCAGGACGGAACAGUCAGGCUGCAGGCAACAGUGGCACCAGCACAACUAAUGUGACACAGACCAGAGUGACACACCGACCUCAUGUGCAUGUGACACCUCUUAAUGUACCAGGGAUGGGUAUGAACCAAUUUGACCCAUUCCUUCCAUGCCAAAGCCACCACAUCAGACCUGCUACGAGGAGGAGACAUCAAGCACAGCCACAGGCACAGGAGAGCAGUACUGCUGAGACAGCUCAGGUUCGCCCUCAGAUUGGAGUCUCGCCAACUGCAUCAUCUGCCAACCCUCUUGCUCUCUUUGCAAAUUUGAUGGCUGAAGCAUUUAGUGGAAGGCAGGGAAAUGCAGCACAGCAGCAGCCAGAACAGCAGCAACAGCAGUCACAACAACCAGCUUCAGAUGGCAGUGAACCUCAGAUCAGUGAUCAAAUGUUUGCUCAGCUGGUUCAGGGUGUUAUGUCGCAAGUGUCAGGUUCAUUGAAUGCUGAAGGUAGCACCAGUAACAGUCAACAAGCUGGUGCUUCACUCCAUGAGUUUCUGCAGCCAUUUGAUGGUGGAAUGUUUAGUGAAGGCGAAGAAGACUCUCUCUUCUAUCAAUUAUUUAACACUGUGGCUCUGUCACUCUCUAUUGGGGACCUCGUUCAACUUUUCUUUGGACGUGCAACAACAGUAAAUCAGCUCCGGGCUCCUUUGCAACAAUUUGUGAGGGAGAGAGCACUUCAAGGAAAUCAGCCUACUGAAGAGAAUUUAGAUCGUGCCAUUGAUAACGUUAUUCGUGAUCUUCAUCCUCAUCUUGUCCUUACUGCUGGAGAUGCACAUGUACAUGAAGGAAUUGAUUACGUUAAUACUGUACAUAACUUCAUCCGACAUCGAUUACAUGAUAUUUUCAACUUGGUGUUGAAUCAUACUGAUGCAGAAACCUUUGGGCCAUCAUUGGUGUCUUUAGUUCGACGAGCACUUGGGGAAUUUAUAGCUCUCUCACUACACUGUUUCACAGAUGGAGCUCAAGGAUUAGAGCGAGUAUUACAAGAAAGAGUUCGCUCUAUAAUGGCAGGAGUGAGUCCAGCUAUCCAAACAUGGUCUGUCAAUACUUCAAUAAUGCAGCUAAGAUCUAUGAUGAGCCGAAUGACCAUAACAGAUGAUCACAUCCGAAGAUAUGUGGUGUCCCCUGAUGAAGGUCGAAGGAUGGAAGAAGAACGUAAUCGCAGACAACGUGCAAGCAGAUCUCUUGCUGCACAGCCAACGCCUCCAGCAGCUGCUACUGAGCAGAUUGCUACAGAAAAUGUUGUUAAUGUAGCACCUUCCAAUGGGCCUGUAGUAGAGCCAAUGGAAGUUGAGGAAGUGGGCUGCAUGGAAGAGGUAUCAACAACUGGUUUAGAAUCUGAAUUAGAAAUAACUGUAGAAGGAGCAACGGGAGAAACUGAUGAAGAUAAAGAGGAAGAUUCUUUGACAGAUGAUGCUCCAAUUAUCAUCAAUGGAGGAUCACAACCAUGGCAUUCUGCUGUCCCACAGGACUGGAUUCCUGUAAUAACACGGGAUGUUGAAAGACAACGACGAGGAGUGCCAGACACAAGUUUAAGUGAUGCUUAUCUAUGUGGCAUGCCACUUAAGCGUCGCAAGCUUGCAUCACAGCACAAACCACAUGGCUCUGUGCAGCAAGUUGUACAAGAUACUUUGCGGCACAGCAUGCGAGGUGCAGGUGUCAACCGUGUAGUUAUGGACAGUGUUGCAGGUGAAGCUGGCAGUCAGCUAGGAGAGUCAUUUGCUGGUCAUAUGCGCACAUCGCUCAGGGAACGCCUCAAUCAUAAUAAAGACUUUCUUCCUGAGAAAUUCCCUAAAAGUGAAGAGCAUAUAAGGAAAGAGAAGUAAAUUUUCAAUAUGUAUAUUUUAAAAGGCUUAAAAUUAUUUAUCCGUGUAUGAAUUUUCCUGAAUUACUUCAAGCUUUGUAAUCAUAAUUUGUGAAAUACUGGUUCUGGAGUGAGGAGAAACUUUUAAAACUCCCUAAGUAUGGAAUUGACAAAUAAUUUUAACAAGACAGAAUUUUGUUUUUGAGGGGAAUUGAAACUGGGUACAAGAAUCCCACAAAACUUAGUACUGUAAGGAAUAGCUUUAAUGUAUGCGAAGAUUCCUUACAAAUAUAAAUCUAUAUACGUCUUUUAGGAGUGUAUGUAUCCCUAAAAAUUACAACUACUUAGCAAAAUUAUAACUUUUUGGGUUAGUAAGUUCCUUAUACUGUAUUGUACUUACAAUGAUACCCUUGACUUGCUCCAAACUGCAGAUAUUGUCUGUGAUUCAUUUAUUCACACUCGUGAAGACUGAUAUGGGCAUGCUGUAAGGAGGACCCCAAGUGGUGCUUAGGUUGUGCCUCAAAAGUAGAAAUCUUUGAAAUGUUAAUGUUUGAGGACUUCUUAAGACAAAUAUUUAAUUAUGUAUGUUUAUCAAUUAGCUGUUGUAAUUGAUCUUGGAUUACCUUAAAUGCAUUAAAAAAUAGAGUAAA